CAACCAUGACCUCCACCGACAGCGCUCUUGUCGCCUCGUCUAGCAAAUCGAGUGUCGGUGGAGCUGCCCCCAGCCACCGUCUGCUCUACCGCGGCGCGCUCGCCCUGCCCGACUCGCACCUGCUCCUCGACGGACUCAGUUUCGUCGCAGGCACCACUUCAACCUCGGAAAACCUCCUUGAAAAUCCACUUGCGCUUGCGCUAGAGUCCAUGCGCGGUCGGCCAAGUCUUCACUUCCUCGGAACGGAAGACUUGAAGGAUGUUUGGUUGGACGCGACGGGCGAGGUUAACGUAUACCUACACCCCCUUUCGACACUAAGCCAAGUGUAUUUCGAGAAUGUACUCUGCCUGGAACCUAUCACAUCCUCUCAGAAACGUACGAAUGUCGGGAUACGCUGUGGGCUGGGCGACGGGAGUGACCCGGCCACGACCGACUUCCUCAUCUACGGCCAACUCAUGCCAACCGCCGACCAAGACAAGCCGCUGCCCUCUACCUCCGACGCGCCCCCCGAAACUCUACACAUCCUCGCCGCGCGCAUCCUCGCCCACCCUCCACAGCCCGCCGUCCGUGCGCCGCGCCCGGACGACCCCACGCCCCGCAGACCGCCUGCGCUCUCCGGGAGCGCGACGAAACGCAAAGGCAUAGACCCCGACGCCGCCCUGCCCGCCGCCCUGGGGAAGCGCGCCAAGUCCAAGUCUGCCGUGGAAGAGGACGAGCAGGUGCGGAGGGCACGCGAGGUGAUGCUGCACGGCCCGAGGGCCGCAGGCGUCGGAGCGGGGCUCAAGAGGUCCAGGUCGGGCAGGGCGGCGGACGGCUUCAAGGUGCCGCAGCUUCCUGCGAGGGCCGGGUCCAUGGACAGCCUGUCCUUUGGGCCUUCGCGGGACGAUUCUGCUGCGGCCGCGGAUGCUGGGGCGAAGGGCAAGGGCAGGGAGGCCGCUGAGCAGCCCGGGUCGGGCGAGCUCGAGAAGGCGAACAAGACGGUCAUCAAACAGGCGACGAUCGCAGCUCUGUCGAAGUAUGGUAUCACGAAACCACAUGCCGACUUUACUGAACUGUACCAGACUACGUACCGCGGAGUCUGUUUUGCACUGAGAUCUGUCAUCCGCGUACAGGCGGCAAACAUGCGGACUGUGGAUAA
This is a messenger RNA of Phanerochaete carnosa HHB-10118-sp, 1138 nucleotides long. RefSeq lists its product as uncharacterized. Lineage: Eukaryota; Fungi; Basidiomycota; Agaricomycetes; Polyporales; Phanerochaetaceae. The record is from RefSeq and is a predicted model, not a curated record. The transcript is spliced from 5 exons. The annotation marks the transcript as partial.